UGUCUAAACCGGGCGAACCCUUGUGGCCGUCGCCGUGGGGUAGGGGUCGUCCCGGUUGGCACAUAGAGUGCUCAGUGAUGGCCAGCUCUCUGAUUGGCGCCCAAAUGGACAUACAUUCGGGUGGAUAUGACCUGAAGUUUCCGCAUCACGACAACGAAAUGGCUCAGUCGGAGGCCUAUUACGACACCGGCCGGCCGUGGGUUCACUACUUCUUACAUUCCGGUCAUCUCACGAUAUCGGGCUGUAAAAUGUCGAAAUCGCUGAAGAACUUCAUCACCAUUAAGGAGGCACUGACGAGGAAUACGUGGAGACAAUUGCGGUUCGCAUUUCUUCUUCACUCGUGGAAAGAGACCCUCGACUACAGCGACAACACUAUGAGUGAUGCCAUUCAAUACGAGAAGUUCGCUAAUGUAUGGCCAGACACGACCCAAACACCACUUCGUGAGUUCUUUCUAACAGUGAAAGACUUGAUCCGUACGAGUGAUGCGUCGAUCGUAAAGUGGACUCAAAAGGAACACCAAUUGAACCAAAAAUUCCAAGAGUCGAUCGAUUCGGUGGACACUUCUCUGUGCGAUAAUAUCGACACUCGGAGUGCGUGCGAACACAUCCGUCGACUCAUCGCUGCCUCCAAUUCCUAUCUCCAGGAGUGCUCGCAAUCACCGAAUGUAACACUCAUUACGAAUAUAAGUGUUUAUAUCACGAAUAUAUUCGACAUUUUCGGUGUCGGCGCUAAAGACCAGACCAUAGGCUUUACCAGCGAUGGCGCCGAAGCCGGCGGUAAUCGGGAGGCGAUUGUUAUGCCAUUCCUCGAGAUAAUUGCCGAUUUGAGAGAGAAGUUGCGCUCAAAAGCUAUGGAUUUAAAAGACAAGGAAUUGUUGCGAAUAUGCGAUGAAUUAAGAGAUGAGAUAUUACCAGAAGUUGGCGUUCGACUCGAAGAUUACGAAUCGGUGGCCGGUGUGACCAAAACGCGGCUAAAACUGGUCGAUAGGCAGACGUUAAUGAAGGAAAGGGAGGAACGACUCAAAGUAGAGGAGAAUAAGCGCUUAGAAAAGGAACGGAAGGCCGAAGAGAAGAGAUUGGCGGACGCGAAGAGGGCUGAGGAGAGCAAAGUGUGUCCACUCGAUAUGUUUACCGCAGAAACGGAUAAAUACUCGGCGUUUGACUCGAAAGGAAUGCCGACUCACGACUCGGACGGCAAAGAGUUGGCCAAAUCUGCCCUCAAAAAGCUCUCAAAACUAUAUGCAAUUCAAGAGAAGAAACACAAUGAAUGCGUUAAAUGUAAAGCUGUU
This is a messenger RNA of Medioppia subpectinata, 1289 nucleotides long. NCBI's taxonomy places the organism in Eukaryota, Metazoa, Arthropoda, Arachnida, Sarcoptiformes, Oppiidae. The record is from the annotation of a GenBank genome assembly.